This is a messenger RNA of Phragmites australis (common reed), 2856 nucleotides long. Its product is annotated as cation/H(+) antiporter 19-like. NCBI's taxonomy places the organism in Eukaryota, Viridiplantae, Streptophyta, Magnoliopsida, Poales, Poaceae. Gene Ontology annotation, biological process: regulation of pH; proton transmembrane transport. The coding region runs from base 150 to 2567 and encodes 805 amino acids. The transcript is spliced from 2 exons. Gene Ontology annotation, molecular function: antiporter activity. The record is from RefSeq and is a predicted model, not a curated record. Gene Ontology annotation, cellular component: membrane; endomembrane system.
GUGGAGUCGAGCGGAGCGGAGUCGAGUCCACCACCACCACCAGCACGGCGGAUCCCUUCGUCUCUAUCCAUUCGAACCUCGCGGCGCCGGCUGGCUAGCCACCAAGGGUUAAAGCUCGCUCGCUCGCUCGCUUGCUUGGGUCGGCAGCGAUGGCGGAGAACGCGACCAGGUGCCCGGCGCCGAUGAAGGCGACGUCGCAGGGGGCGUACCAGGGGGAGAACCCGCUGGACUACGCGCUGCCGCUCGCCAUCCUGCAGAUCUGCCUCGUCGUCGUCGUCACCCGCGGCCUCGCCUACCUCCUCCGCCCGCUCCGCCAGCCCCGCGUCAUCGCCGAGAUCAUCGGAGGAAUUCUGCUGGGCCCGUCGGCGCUGGGCCGGAGCACGAAGUUCUUGCACGCCGUGUUCCCACCUCAGAGCUUGACGGUGCUGGACACGCUGGCGAACCUUGGCCUGCUUUUCUUCCUGUUCCUCGUCGGCCUCGAGCUCGACAUCUCCACCAUCCGCCGCACCGGCAAGAAGGCCCUUGCCAUUGCAAUUGCUGGUAUCUCUGUCCCAUUCGCGCUUGGCAUCGGCACAUCGUUUGCAUUCCGUGCUACCAUUGUCAAGGGCGCGCCACAAGGGCCACUUCUUGUCUUCAUGGGCGUGGCGCUCUCCAUCACCGCCUUCCCGGUUCUCGCCCGUAUCCUGGCCGAGCUGAAGCUUCUGACCACUGAUCUUGGUCGCAUGGCCAUGUCUGCUGCGGCGGUCAAUGAUGUUGCUGCCUGGAUCCUGCUUGCACUUGCCAUUGCGCUCUCCGGUUCUGGCUCGCCGAUCAUUUCUCUCUGGGUGCUGCUCACCGCUGCCGGCUUCGUCAUUGCAAUUUGCUUGUUCCUCCGCCCGGUGCUGGCCUGGAUGGCGCGUCGGUCACCCGAGGGCGAGCCCGUCAAGGAGGUCUACAUUUGCGCCACCCUCUCCAUUGUCCUCGCUGCUGGUUUUGUCACCGACACCAUUGGCAUCCAUGCUCUGUUUGGUGCCUUCAUGGUCGGCGUUGUCGUCCCCAAGGACGGGCCUUUUGCGGGUGUACUCAUCGAGAAGGUGGAGGACCUCAUCUCAGGGCUCUUCCUCCCGCUUUACUUCGUCUCGAGCGGCCUCAAGACCAAUGUGGCCACCAUCAAAGGAGCCAAAUCCUGGGGCUUGCUCGUGCUUGUGAUAGCAAACGCAUGCCUUGGCAAGAUUGGGGGCACAGUGAUCACGUCCCUGUUCGUCAAGAUCCCCGUCCGGGAGGCGGUCACGCUCGGCUUCCUCAUGAACACCAAGGGGCUUGUUGAGCUCAUCGUCCUCAACAUCGGCAAGGACCGCAAGGUUCUGAACGACGAGACGUUCGCCAUCAUGGUGCUCAUGGCGUUGUUCACCACCUUCAUCACGACCCCCAUCGUCAUGGCCAUCUACAAGCCGGCGCGGCGGACUGUGCCGUACAAGCGCCGCACCGUGGAGUGCGCGCCCGGGGACGCGGACAGCGAGCUGCGCGUGCUGGCCUGCUUCCACACCAACCGCCACGUCCCCACGCUGCUCAACCUCGUGGAGGUGUCGCGGGGCACCGGGCGCCGUCGCCUCACCAUGUACGCGAUGCACCUGGUGGAGCUCUCCGAGCGGUCCUCGGCCAUCAGCCUGGUGCACCGCGCGCGCCGCGAUGGCAUGCCGUUCUUCAACAGCAAGGAGCAGCGGACAGAGCAGAUGGUGGUGGCGUUCGAGGCAUUCCAGCAGCUGAGCUCCGUGAGGGUGCGCCCCAUGACUGCCAUCUCGGACCUUGACUCCAUCCACCGAGAUGUCAUCCAUAGCGCCGCCGAUAAGCGGGCGGCCAUCGUCAUCAUGCCUUACCACAAGAUGCUCCAGCACGACGGCUCCUUCCAGUCGCUUGGUUCGGCGUACCAUGCCAUCAACAAGCGCGUGCUCCGUGAGGCGCCCUGCUCCGUCGGCAUCCUCGUCGACCGUGGCCUUGGUGGCCACGCGCAGGUGUCGGCCAAGAACGUCUCCUUCUCCGUCGCCAUGCUCUUCUUCGGCGGGCCCGACGACUGCGAGGCGCUGGCCUACGCGACACGCAUGACAGAACAUCCAGGUGUCGCCGUCACCCUGGCGAGGUUCCAGCCUAACCGCCCGCAGUCGGAUGAAGAGAACGCGGCCGACGAGGCGGCGGUCGAGGCGUUCAAGGCCAAGGUUGGCGCUGUGAAGGAUGGGUCAGUGCGGUUCGAGGAGCGAGAGGCGUACACCAAGGAGGAGGUGCUGGAGGCCAUCGAGUCUCUGUCCAUGUUCAACGUGUUCGUAGUGGGGCGGAUGCCACCGACGGCACCGUUGGUGGAGAAGCCGGACGAGCUGGGCCCCGUGGGGAGCUACCUGGUGUCGCCGGCGUUCAGGACGUCGGCGUCCGUGCUGGUCAUCAGGAGGUACGACCCGGCGACGAACCCGAAGAGCAAGAGGUUCGACCCGAAGGCGAGGCCGCCGGUCGCGACGGAGGAGGACGCGCUGGACGAGGAGAUGGGCACCGGCACCGUGGUGCCCGUGUCGCAGUCGCCGAUGAGCGACGUCGCGUGAGCAAGCCGAGCCGGGCUCCUCGUCGCCGUCAGGCGUAUGACAUCUUGUAAAGAACCGUGCUGAGGUCGGUGUGCCGUGUUGCAUGUGUAGCGCGUACCGUCUCUUUCUGUUUCUCUGGCGAGCGUUCGUGGCCCGCAUUAGCUUCAGCUGAUAUGGUGGCUCUGUGUAGGCUGAUGGGAUCGUUUCGCACGUGCAUGUUGUGGGCGCACGUGCGGUCUUACCCGAUGAAGUGUAUAUAUCUAAAAAGAUUAUAUGAUUUACCACUGAAUAAUAUAUUGUGUUUCUUAUA